GCCAGCCCCGGCGCACAGCCGCGGCCGAGGCGCGCGGCGCGGGGCGGAAAAGCCUGUUUACACAGACUGCACACCGCCUGGGGAAUAAUGCAGUAAAGGAAGUGAGCCGGCUCGGCCUGACUGCUCCAACUUCCUGCUCUCACACACACCAGAGGGGGAAAAAAAAAGAGGAGCGAGAGAAAGAAAAAAAAAGGGGGAAAAAUCAGGAUCUCAUUACAAGAGCAACAGACCGUCUGCAGACGCCUGUCAGCAUGGAAAGUCGGGGGCUUUCGCCCGGGUCCUCCUAGAAAUUCCCCCGAAGAAGGAUCUGAAAGCUCCCCCACAUCUGGGUAUGGAGAGUGCAAUCACGCUGUGGCAGUUCCUGUUGCAGUUGCUGCUGGACCAGAAACAUGAGCAUUUGAUCUGCUGGACCUCGAACGAUGGUGAAUUCAAACUUCUCAAAGCAGAAGAAGUGGCCAAGCUGUGGGGACUCCGAAAGAACAAGACAAAUAUGAACUACGAUAAGCUGAGCAGAGCCCUGAGAUACUAUUAUGACAAGAACAUCAUCAAGAAGGUGAUUGGGCAGAAGUUCGUGUACAAGUUUGUCUCUUUCCCGGAGAUUCUGAAGAUGGAUCCUCACGUGGUGGACAUCAGCCGGGACAGCCUGCUGCUGCAGGAGGGCGACUGCCAGGUGCCCCCCAAGGGCCGCGAGGGCCACAAACACGGCCUUUCCGCCCUCAAGAUUACCAGCCGUAACGAGUAUAUCCACUCAGGCCUGUACUCGUCCUUCACUAUUAAUUCCCUGCAGAACCCACCGGAUGCCUUCAAGGCCAUCAAGACGGAGAAACUGGAGGAGCCACCCGAGGACAGCCCCCCGGUUGAAGAAGUCAGGACUGUGAUCAGGUUUGUGACCAAUAAAACCGACAAGCACGUCACCAAGCCAGUGGUGUCCCUGCCCUCCACAUCCGAGGCCGCGGUGGCAUCUGCUUUCCUGGCCUCGUCUGUCUCGGCCAAGAUCUCCUCUUUAAUGUUGCCAAAUGGUGCCAGCGGUUCGUCCACCUCUCCCUCCUCGUCUCGGUCCCCGUCCCUGUCCCCCAGCUCGCCCCUCCCUUCUGAACACAGAAGCCUCUUCCUGGAGGCCGCCUGCCAUGACUCGGAUUCCCUGGAGCCCUUGAACCUGUCAUCGGGCUCCAAGACCAAGUCUCCAUCUCUUCCCCCUAAAGCCAAAAAACCCAAAGGCUUGGAAAUCUCUGCGCCACCGCUGGUGCUGUCGGGCACCGACAUCGGCUCCAUCGCUCUCAACAGCCCUGCGCUCCCCUCGGGGUCCCUCACCCCUGCCUUCUUCACUGCUCAGACACCAAAUGGACUGCUCCUGACCCCGAGUCCACUGCUGUCCAGCAUACAUUUCUGGAGCAGCCUCAGUCCGGUUGCUCCCCUGAGUCCUGCCAGGCUGCAAGGACCAAACACACUGUUCCAGUUCCCCACACUGCUUAAUGGUCACAUGCCAGUGCCAAUCCCCAGUUUGGACAGAGCUGCUUCUCCAGUCCUGCUUUCUUCCAACUCUCAGAAAUCCUGAUGACGUCUCGCCACAAUUAAGGACUCAUUAACUGGUGAAACAAAAGUGUCCCCAUGUGCUAGUUUACCUGUGUCAUGGGAAAGAUGUUGUGAAACCCUGUUAAUUUGGUUUGCACUUUUCAUAACAUGGAUAGUCUAGAUUUAUGUUAGCAUUUUAAAAACUGUUUUUUUUUAUAUAUUCAAGUAUAUAUGAAAAUCUGUUUUGCAUUAAGUGAAUUUUAAUGUUUUUGUUUUUAUAUCUUCUUAGCUCUUAAAUGUUGAACACUGUUGACAGUGAGGAACUUUUUUUUAAUGGUUUUCAUUAUAACUAAUAAGGAUGUGAAGCUUUUUUUCUCAUUAAUUCUGCAUAUGCUGAACUGUGCUUAUAUACACUAUAACCAGCUGUGCCUUCUUUCCAUUUAGUUUUAUGUAAAUGGUUUAUAUAUUUUUUAGUAUUAAGAGAAAAUGUUUGAAAGAGAAAAAUGAGUUAUCAAACAGCUCUCUAUUAGAAUUUCAUUAUUUUUCACAAGUGGGCAAUAUGAAAGCAUAUUCAUAUCACUUUUUCCUUUUUUGCUUUCAAUUGUAUAAAAUUUGCCUUAGAACCUCUUUUGAACUGAAAUCCAGUAAAUGUAAUGUCCAAGUAAUGUUUUUGUAAGAAUGAACUAAGCCAUAUUUAGACAAUAAACAU
Otolemur garnettii (small-eared galago) is the source of this 2221-nucleotide messenger RNA. It is a transcript of the gene ELK3, whose product is annotated as ELK3, ETS transcription factor. Bases 332 to 1555 code for a protein of 407 amino acids. Gene Ontology annotation, biological process: cell differentiation; regulation of transcription by RNA polymerase II. The transcript has 5 exons. Lineage: Eukaryota; Metazoa; Chordata; Mammalia; Primates; Galagidae. Gene Ontology annotation, molecular function: DNA-binding transcription factor activity, RNA polymerase II-specific; sequence-specific DNA binding. The record is from RefSeq and is a predicted model, not a curated record. Gene Ontology annotation, cellular component: nucleus.